AACACAAUAGGUUAGGAUUGGAUGCUGUAAUACAGUUAGGGGAAACAAUAGGAAGUAAGGCCUUUGUGUUUACAGUAGUCCAGUAUGGCUGGAGGGCGGUCACUCUAGCCACAAGCUUGCUGUAGCGAAAGCGCAGAGAACAAUUAUAAUCAGUCAGUCAGAACGAACAUAACAGUUUAGCACAGCACACACAGGCCAACCAGUAGUGUGAGCGCCAGCUUUAAACAUAACAGUUGUCAACAUUGAGCUGAGAGCCAGGGAUAUUUUAUAUACACUUCCAGAUACUGUGUUAUAUUUAUGUGACUAGAUGGACACUGUGAACUUAAAAAACCAAUGGAUGUAUUAAUAGGACUUAAUAGAAAACUGUAACACUUUGUCAACACCGACACAUAUUUUGUGUGGAUCUCCAGGGGACUUGGUCCCAACAGGAGGUGCUAACUCCCGACACUGAUACUCCUACAUACCUACAAUGUAAGAGAGGGGUCUAACACCCCCAGGGAUCUUCCUUUUCUCUCUACUGGACCUGAUUGGACUUUGUUAUUAAUACUGUUAUUGAUACUGAUGUAAAGGGAUCAGUGUUCAGCCUCUACUAAGACCAGAAACACUUGUGUGUAUUCUACACAAGCUGGAUCUUUAUCCAAGGACAUGCCUGAUGAAGAUGCAAAACAAAAUGACUUACUGGAUGGAAACUGGCAUGGAAUCAGAUAUUUCCGAGCACCUUGAGACUGACGAGAUGUACAUGAUGCUUCAGGCAGAUAUGCUGAGCAUUAAAAGACAGGAGACCGACCUGAAAUCCGAGAUCGUUGAGAUCACCUCCAAGUUCAAGAACAUUCUGACAUCAUGCGGCAUUGAACCCCAGGAUUACUCCAUUGUGAACCAGUCUUCUGGUAGUCUGCCCCCAACUCCGACCUUCAUGAGGAGUUCUGCCCUGACUCAGGUAUCUGCCUUGUCCUCCGAUGAAGACUUUCUGCUCCAGGAGAUGAUGAAGGCCUCCCUCUGUUCCACCAGCUCUGACAGUAUUUAUGAGGACUCUGCCAUGACACUCAUUGUUGACUCCAACUCCAACUACAUGUCCUUACCAAAGAACGAUAUCGUGUCUAAUCCCAACAUUCCUAACGUCACUGGAUCAUCCUCUUCUGACAUCAGCAAUGGCAGCGUAGGAGCCAAUACCUCCGACGGCUACCCCAAGUCACCCGACACCUCAUCUGAUGACAACCAGUGCGUACCAGAGUGUCUUGACCUAGAGCAGGAGCGAAUGUCCCGCAUGCAGUACUACGGGGACUUCACCAUUGACCGUCAGCGACGCAUUGACAACAUGACCAUGUCCCUGUCUUCAGGACCUGUCUGCACCAACCUGACCAGUGCGGCCACUGAGGAGCUCUUCACACGUGAAGUUGAGGGAUGUGAGGACAACACUUCUGUACCCGCCGUCCGUUUGGGACCCAUCAUUGGUGCCUGUUUGCCUCCUUCCACUUAUUCCACCACCACCUCUGGUAGUGCUAGCUCCACCCCAUCCUCUGGUCGUCCUCGUCGUCGUCAUUCUUCAAGGAAGAACCGCACCUCUUCAUCCAAAGGUAGCUCCAACAAGUAUAUCUCCAUACCCUGUGCCUCCUCCACGAUGAUUGAGGAUCUCUCACCCUCCUCUUCCAGCAGUGGCAGCAGCAAGCAUCGUAGUAGCUCCAUUCCCCGAGCUUCCUCUACCAUGAUCGACGACCCUGACACACCCUGCAGCAGCGAGGAUGACCUUCAGUCCAUCUACACCUGGUCCAUUCAUGACAACGGCUGUGAUGAAGAUCUUGCCCUUGAGGAAUCCUACUUCAGGAACCUCAACCAGCACCAGAAGAUAACUGCCAAGCCUCCUCUUCCUCCUAAGAGAGUCCUCUCGAGCAGCAGCAGCAGCAGUCGCUCCAGCUCUCGUCGAUCAUCCAAGCGAGACAACUUAAAGGCCAUCCCAUCCAACUCUUGUACUCUUCCUAUUGAUGCUUUGUCUGUGAUUGAACCGUCUGCCAGCUACAGGGAUGCCUACCUCGGUUCUGAGUCCAUGUAUGACGACGAUGAUAUCCCUUUCAAGUCCAACAGUUUGCCAAGGACAAGUACUAGGAUCCAGCUGCUCCCAAACAAGUCCUCCGGAAGCUCCAUGGAAGCCCGCUGUUCCUCAAUGCCCGACAUCAUCAGCGUUGACACUGCCAACAAUGACGAUUUCCACAGUGUGCCAACAUCUCCUGACCACAGUGCUGACAACACCUCCCCUCUUGGGGAACGUCUUGAGCUUCCCGGCAAGUCCAGCUCCAGCAGCGCCAGCCCAGUAAGUGACAACCAGUGUAGUGCUAGCCAUCCCAACACUGAUGCCCUUGUCGACUCAAUCCUCACCGACAGCCCCACCAGUGUCUGCAGCUCUGGGAUUUUCGUACCCUGCAACACGCCUGAUGUCACUGACCACAGCAAGACCAGUAGAUCCACCACUAGUGACAAGUCUGAUUCUCGUGCCCAGCCUGUUGCUCCUCUUUCUUCUGUGCCAUCUGUUCCCUCCAACACUCAGACUGACAGUGGACUCUUCAAGGUACCCAGGUUCAACCAGCCUCUCAAGAAGCUCUUCAGGUUCAAGCGUAGCAAGGCCCAGAGAAUGUUGACCAGCACACCAAGCCCUGUAUGCCCAUCUUCGGUACAGAGUGACCCUCUCUCCAAGAGGAAGCUUUUCACAACUGACACCACCAACUCAGCUGAUGUUCAGAUUGUCAACAAGAGGGCUGUCAUCAAGAAAUUCAAGAGGUUCAGUGCUAGCUUCAACAGGAAGGACAGACAAGGACUUACCCGCAUCCAGACCCUUGCCAACCUGUGAACCCACUGACACACAAAACACUAUGACAAUCAAAGUGAACUAUAGACACAUAAGUGAACUAAUCAGUGAAAGGGAACUCAUCUGUGACAGUGAACAUUAUUUAGUGAUGGUGAAAGUUGCUGUGUACCCCAGAGUUGAGAUUUUCAAAUGGUCGUGAUUUUAAAAUCUCUGUUUGAUUAGUGCCUCAUACUGACAGUUAAAUUGAUACCUUAGCACAAAGUAAGCUUUCAAGACACUUUUUAUCACCAUUAGUUCAAGUGCAAUAUUCUGAUUUUCAUUAUGCCAUAAGUCGUGGUUGAAUUCUGUUUCUGUCUCUUUCCUUAACUUUCUUUCCAACUUUCUUUCGAGAUAUGACUCAGGAAUUUGUGUAUGUGUGUGAGAGAAAUGGAUAAACUCCAUUUAUAUGUGUACAUUUUGUAAAAAGAAAUGAAAUCCUAAUUUAUUUUAUUUGUUUGAAAGUCAAGAUAUAUUGACAGUGCUAUUGUGUAUAUAUUAAAACAAAAAUGAAUAUGA
This is a messenger RNA of Mizuhopecten yessoensis (Yesso scallop), 3352 nucleotides long. RefSeq names its product mucin-5AC-like. The transcript is spliced from 3 exons. The record is from RefSeq and is a predicted model, not a curated record. NCBI's taxonomy places the organism in Eukaryota, Metazoa, Mollusca, Bivalvia, Pectinida, Pectinidae. The coding region runs from base 653 to 2839 and encodes 728 amino acids.